Molecule: messenger RNA, 3046 nt
Organism: Brachypodium distachyon (stiff brome)
Lineage: Eukaryota; Viridiplantae; Streptophyta; Magnoliopsida; Poales; Poaceae
Product: stearoyl-[acyl-carrier-protein] 9-desaturase 5, chloroplastic
Exons: 3
Coding region: 1684-2883 (399 amino acids)
Biological process (GO): fatty acid metabolic process
Cellular component (GO): chloroplast stroma
Molecular function (GO): stearoyl-[ACP] desaturase activity
Source: RefSeq, a predicted model, not a curated record
CUAGACUAUAUUGUUGGUGUGCAAAGCACUAAGGUUCACAUUAGAAAAUCUGUACAAUUCAAUUGUUUGGGCAUUGACUGGACUUUUGUAAAAGGGCUGAUCGGAAUCUUAGUGGGAUAUGAUUUCUUGAUGCAGUCGUAGGGUGGGAACUAUGCACAUAGCGGCAUAAGUUGACACGUAGGGAAGAGUCAAUUUCUUUUUCUUUCUAACUUAGCAUCAAGUGCCAGGCAGCAAGCACACGCCAGACUAUUUUUCAUAAUUAGCUUGCUAGCUAUAGCUCUGAGGCACUCUAAAAGGCAAUGGCUACGAGGAACCUGGAGGUGAGUCAGGUGAUGAUGCCAUGUCAAUUGUCAUAGUUCUCGGCAUGCCCUGAGUGCAGAUGGGGUGGUUCCGACGGUUGAAGACUCUUGCUCGUGCUAUGAAGCAUGUGGCUGCGAGUAACCUUGACUCCCCUCAAGGUAAUCCCACGGUUGGUUCUGUUGCUAAUUUGUCUUCAUCUGCGAGGAACAACUAAUUUGCUCAGGCCAAUCAAUUCCAUAUUUAGUUGAUUUUUAAGUUGCAUCUGGUCUCCAAUUUUGAUGCAUAACAUGUUGACGAAAAAUCAGAUUAUUGCCAAAUUUGUAUAAAAAUGAAGUAAAAAAUUAUUUUCUUCUCGGCAAGAGUUUAUGCCAGUUGGACCAAAUGGUUUCUGAUCAUGUAUUAUUUUUUGUUUUUGCGGGGAUCUGAUCAUGCAUUCUUGAUGCAGGCGUAAGCAAGAGGCAAUCGAUAACCAUAUAUUGGUGCAUGCAUGUACAGGCAUCCCAAUAAUAUGUCCAACUGUGCACCCUGCAAGCACGCACCACACUAUUUCAGUGAAUGCUUGUACAGGCAUCCCAAUAAGAUGUCCAACUGUGCAAAGGUUUUGUGUGAACGUUGCUCACCUGUAUUGCGCCAAUGGAUCAAAUAUAAUUUUUCCUGUGUUCUAAAUGGUUCCUGCAUUUUCCUUUUGCUCCGAAUACAAUUCCUGGAUAGGUACUGAAUUCAGACACGGAUCGAAUGUAUGCUUGAUUUGGUCUAACCGUCUAAGUACAUCAUCCAAAUAGUUUACACACUGCAGGAUUUUUCGCAUGCAAUAUAUUGUAUUAUUCUCAAGUGUCAUGAAUAGAACUGAGUUGCAAAUAUUUAUGACUGGUCAGAUAUUCUAAAAAAUGAUUGCAGUGUUAAGUAUGAAUUUGGAUGAACAUAGUUGCAAGAACUAGAAUAUAUUCAAAUCCAUGUUUUCUUGUCGGAACUACUAUUUGGAUGCUGCAUUAUGUCGAUUUCGGACAUUUUCUAUUUAUUUUUGUACCAAUCUGUAGGUUACUCUGUCCUAGAUUAUUUACUUUCAAGAGCUUGUUCUAAAUUUGGUUUGGAAAUAUAUUUUCGCAGUGAUUUAGAAAAUACUUGGGAGUAUUUUGGAGUCAACUAACUUCCAUCCUUUAGGAACUGGUCUCGACAAUUCAGCAAAAAAGAGUUGGCAGACCUUGGACAAGAUGUCAGGCAAGAAUAAAGAAGAAAAACAAAACGAGACCAGUUUCGGCUACUCCCCUUUGUACAGGCACUAGACUGGCUACUAGUACUCCACUCCUGUAGCCCACUCCACUGCCCGCCUCAGUUCCAGGAGCAGAAUCCGAAGCACUGCAAGUGGUGGUGCUGUACUGGUAAAUGGUCAUGUAUCUCAUGGCGCCCCUCCGUUACUGCAGUGCCUUGCAUGCACCUUCAUUGUCUUCUUGCCCGAGGAGAGGCAGUGGAGCCUUAUCCACGGUAGUGACCAUGGCUUCCAAAGCCAGGAUUGGAACUCCCGAAAAUUCCUUCACCCCUCCUCGCCAGGCGCCUCAUCAAGCCCAAGUAAUGCACUCAUUGCCACCUGAAAAGAAAGAAAUCUUCGAUUCACUGGAGCGUUGGGCAGAAGACAACGUCCUGGUCUUCUUGAAGCCAGUUGAGAAAUCCUGGCAGCCACAGGACUACCUGCCGGACCCUUCCUCAGAGGGAUUCUACGAUGAAGUCAAGGAGCUGAGGGAGCGGGCUGAGGAUAUCCCAGAUGACUAUUUCGUUUGUUUGGUCGGAGACAUGGUCACUGAGGAAGCACUCCCUACUUACCAGACGAUGCUCAAUAUCCUGGACGGUGGUGUCGGUGAUGAGACUGGCACCUCCCUCACCAGCUGGGCUAUCUGGACACGGGCGUGGACUGCUGAGGAGAACCGGCACGGUGAUCUCAUGAACAAGUAUCUGUACCUCACUGGAAGGGUUGAUAUGAGACAGACUGAGAAGACCAUACAGUAUCUGAUUGGUGCAGGAAUGGACCCAAAAUCCGAGAGCAACCCAUAUCUGGGUUUCGUCUACACAUCGUUCCAAGAGAGGGCAACCUUUGUAUCUCACGGGAACACAGCACGGCAUGUCAAGAAGUACGGGGAUCUGAAGCUGGCCCAGAUAUGCGGCACCAUCGCGGCAGACGAGAAGCGGCACGAGACGGCCUACACAAAGAUCGUGGAGAAGCUCUUUGAGAUCGACCCGGACUACACGGUUCAGGCCUUCGCCACCAUGAUGAGGAAGAAGAUCACGAUGCCCGCCCACCUGAUGUACGAUGGGCAGGAGGACAACCUGUUUGAUCACUUCAGUGCGGUGGCACAGCGGGUUGGCGUCUACACCGCCAUGGACUACGCCGACAUCCUUGAGUUCCUGGUCCAGAGGUGGAACGUGGCUGAUCUCACUGGGCUGUCCGGGGAAGGGAGGCGCGCUCAGGAUUUCCUCUGCUCCCUGGGGCCAAGGUUCAGGAAGCUGGAGGAGCGAGCUCAGGGGAAGGUGAAGCAGUCGUCACCUGUUGUUCCUUUCAGCUGGAUCUUUGGCCGGGAAGUGCAGCUUUGAGCAAGAUUGCAAAACCUGCACGUCUAGACACUGCAUCAAAGCUUAUGCUAAAUAGCACAAUUAUACUAUAAUAUGAACAGAGCCUCAUUGUUGUUCUUUUUUGUUCGGUUGCAAGUCAUUUUGAAUGUUGAAUUCGGAAAUCCAUAACCGUCUGAGAUUUGAC